Messenger RNA from Amborella trichopoda, 1163 nucleotides. Its product is annotated as Nucleic acid-binding, OB-fold-like protein. The record is from RefSeq and is a predicted model, not a curated record. NCBI's taxonomy places the organism in Eukaryota, Viridiplantae, Streptophyta, Magnoliopsida, Amborellales, Amborellaceae. Gene Ontology annotation, molecular function: tRNA binding.
UUUUGUUGGGAGUGGCUGAAAGAACGUAGAAUGAAUGCGCAUAUAAAAGGGGCCGGGGGAAUACCCUGGAGUGAGGAGCUAGUGAUGGCCACCAUCAUCGCCAUCAGGACCGCUGCUUUUCUUGUAUCCUCCUCAUCACCAUCCAAGGUUAGGGCGUCGAUUCCAUCAACUGCAACCUCCAUCUCUCGCUUCCGUGCUCCUCCAUCUUUCCACUCUCCGACAUUUUCCUCCCUCUCCGCCCGCUGCUCUUCUCUCAAUGACGAAGCAGCAGAGACGGUUCCCGCUGCCCCUCCCUCGGACGAGGAGAAGCCAUCGGCUGCACCACCACCACCUAUUAUUAGCAGCAUCAAUGAAACCGCCACCACAAUGACAACCAUAACAGCAAAGGAAUUGGCGGAUGGUUUGGAUCUAAGGGUCGGCCGCAUCCUGAAAGCAUGGACGCACCCUGAAGCUGAUACUCUCUAUGUCGAAGAGGUGGACGUGGGGGAGCCAGGGCCCCGCACGAUAUGCAGUGGCCUUGUCAAAUACAUUCCGCAAGACCAUCUUCAGGGCAGAGACGUAGUUGUCCUUGCAAAUCUCAAGCCAAGGAAUAUGCGGGGUGUCAAGUCAAAUGGGAUGCUUAUGGCUGCCUCGGAUGAGUCACAUGAGAAUGUUGAGCUUCUUUCACCUCCUGAAGGUUCUAUCCCUGGGGAAAGGAUCUGGUUUGGCUCAGAAGAUGACAAAGCCAACCAACUAGAUCCAGCUACUCCCAAUCAGAUUCAGAAGAAAAAGAUCUGGGAAUCUGUGCAGCCACAUCUCAGGACAACUGACCUCUGUGUAGCAGCUAUUGGAGAGCAUCCGAUGCGUACAUCAGCUGGGGUGGUGGUCUGUAAUUCCCUAAAGAAUGCAAAGAUCUCAUGAGCACUACCUAUUGUUUCUAUGCUACUCUCAGCAUCUUGAAUGGUCACCUUGUCAUAUUAAUGAGCAAUCUUCGAUCUAGCCGAUCCUGGAGUCCCCCUAGUGCAUGAUAGUAGGUUUCAUAAUACAUAUUUUCCUGGGAAAAUGCAUAGGUUGCUGUAAGUUCUCUACAUCAAACUGUAAUGUUGUUUUUUUGUUCGUAUUUGUUUAUGUCAUAAAUAAAAGUCACAAUUCAUGCAUGGAAGUAUCCUUUAUUUCUCGGGAAA